Messenger RNA from Trachymyrmex septentrionalis, 540 nucleotides. RefSeq lists its product as uncharacterized. The transcript is spliced from 4 exons. The record is from RefSeq and is a predicted model, not a curated record. Bases 1 to 540 code for a protein of 179 amino acids. NCBI's taxonomy places the organism in Eukaryota, Metazoa, Arthropoda, Insecta, Hymenoptera, Formicidae.
AUGGCACUUCCUUUUAUCUGCUGUGCUAUAAACUUAUCUACAUGGUUGGGUAUCUCUCUAUUGGAUCUUAUAAUUGAUAUUGUAUCUACAAACGUAUCACAUCACCUGCAGAUCUACACCGAAUAUUUUGUCGAUGAACAACGAUAUUUCUAUUUAUUAUUUUUCCAUGUAAAUGCAACUUUUACUAUAGGGAUCACAACAUUAGUGGCGACAGCGUCAUUGCUCCUUGCAUAUCUUCAAUAUGUCUGCGGAAUGUUCAAAAUUGCUAGUUAUCGCAUCAAGAAAGCUAUACAUAUUUAUACAUUAAAAGAUCUUAAUACGCAGAAAGAAAUUUUAGUUUAUAAAGAUCUAAUUGGUGCUGUAGAUAUUCAUCGAAAAUCUAUGAAAUUCACCAACUAUUUUGUAUCCAGAUUUCAAAUCACGUUUAUGUUCUUCUUAGUAUUUGGAGUUCUUAUCAUGAGCCUAAAUAUUUUUCGAGUGCGUCUCAUCUUUUAUAAAUCCAUGUUAAUGGUUUGCAUAUUAUUUCGUUAUAUUGCUUAA